AUGUUUCCCAAGUCACUCACCGUUCUGAACUCAAGAUGCGCCCACAAGCAGAGCUGCAGUGUGCUGGCAGCCACGAGUAUGUUCGGGGAUCCCUGCCCCGGAACCCACAAAUAUCUGGAGGCGCACUAUCAGUGCAUCAGUGCCGCCCAGACCUCGACGACAACCAAGAGACCCAGCCCACCGCCGUGGGUUCUCAACAAUGGCCCACCCAUCUUUGGCAAUGGCAGUGGGUUGAUCCACCCGCCUGGCAUUGGCUCGGGAGCUUCGCAACCACCUCCACGACUACCCACGCUGCCCGGCGUGGUGGGUAUAAGUGGAAGUACCGGGCUGUUCAAUGUGCCACCACCACAUACCGCCGUCACUCACUCAACGCCUUCGAGCAGCACGGCUGCCGUGGGCGGUGGAAGAAAUAAGGGUGUGGCUAGCUCCACAACGACUACCAAGCAUCCGGCUGGUCGCCACGAUGGUCUACCGCCGCCUCCACAACUGCAUCAUCAUCACAAUCACCAUGGUGGCGAAGAGUCCGCCGCACCCACCAAGGCCAGUAGCAAACUUCCGGCUGUCGGCAAUGCCACAGCCCCAUCAAAUACCCGCAUCCUUACCGGCGUCGGGGGCUCGGGUACCGACGAUGGAACACUGCUGACCACCAAAAGCUCCCCCAACCGGCCACCGGGAACAGCGACAAAUGGAUCUCCGGUCUCUGGGAAUGGUAGUGUUGUGCGUACCAUUAACAACAUUAAUUUGAAUGCAGCUGGAAUGUCCGGAGCGGAUGAUGAGAGCAAGUUGUUUUGUGGACCAACCAAUGCCCGCAAUCUCUUCUGGAACAUGACCCGCGUGGGCGAUGUGAACGUUCAGCCUUGUCCAGGCGGUGCAGCCGGCAUAGCCAAGUGGCGGUGUGUGCUAAUGAAGAGGGUGCCGGACGCUGGGUUCGAUGAGUACGACGAUGAACCAAGUACCACAACACCCGCGCCCAGUGGCGGCGACUGUCUGCACAACAGCAGCAGCUGCGAGCCGCCAGUGAGCAUGGCCCACAAGGUGAACCAACGUCUGCGCAACUUUGAGCCCACCUGGCAUCCCAUGACCCCCGAUCUGACGCAAUGCCGCAGCAUCUGGUUGAACAAUCUGGAGAUGCGAGUGAACCAACGCGACUCCUCGCUGAUCUCCAUUGCCAACGACAUGUCCGAGGUGACGAGCAGCAAGACGCUCUAUGGCGGCGACAUGUUGGUCACCACGAAGAUCAUUCAAACAGUUUCGGAGAAAAUGAUGCACGACAAGGAAACGUUCCCCGAUCAGCGGCAACGGGAGGCCAUGAUUUCAGAGCUCUUGCUUAAUGUGGUCAAAACGGGAUCCAAUCUUCUGGAUGAAUCGCAGCUAUCCUCCUGGUUGGAUCUCAAUCCGGAGGACCAGAUGCGUGUGGCCACAUCCCUGCUCACAGGACUGGAGUACAACGCCUUUCUGCUGGCCGAUACGAUAAUCAGGGAGCGGAGUGUGGUUCAGAAAGUCAAGAAUAUAUUGUUGACCGUCCGCGUUUUGGAAACAAAGACCAUCCAGUCGAGCGUUGUCUUUCCGGACUCGGAUCAAUGGCCCCUAAGUUCCGACCGGAUUGAGCUUCCACGCGCAGCUCUAAUCGACAACAGUGAAGGCGGCUUGGUGCGCAUUGUAUUUGCCGCCUUUGAUCGCCUGGAGUCCAUCCUUAAACCUAGCUAUGAUCACUUUGAUCUAAAGAGCUCACGCAGUUAUGUUCGCAACACCGCAAUCCUGGCCAAUGACAGUGAUACCAAUGCGGGAGAGAUGCAACAGCGAUUGCGGAUACUCAAUAGUAAGGUGAUCUCGGCCAGCUUGGGCAAGGGGCGACAUAUACAGCUUUCGCAACCCAUAACCCUGACGUUGCAGCAUCUAAAAACGGAAAAUGUGACGAAUCCCACAUGCGUGUUUUGGAACUAUAUUGACCAUGCUUGGUCUGCCAACGGCUGCAGCCUGGAGUCCACGAACCGAACGCACAGCGUGUGCAGUUGCAACCAUCUCACCAACUUUGCCAUUCUCAUGGACGUGGUGGAUGAACAUCAGCACUCGCUGUUCACCAUGUUCGACGGCAACAUGCGCAUCUUCAUCUACAUUAGCAUAGCCAUCUGUGUGGUGUUCAUAGUGAUUGCCCUGCUCACACUGAAGCUGUUUAAUGGGGUCUUUGUGAAGUCUGCCCGAACCUCAAUAUAUACCAGUAUAUACCUCUGCCUGCUGGCCAUCGAGCUGCUAUUUCUUCUGGGCAUUGAACAGACCGAAACAAGCACAUUUUGCGGUUUCAUAACCUGCUUUCUCCACUGUGCCAUCCUAUCCGGCACUGCCUGGUUCUGCUACGAAGCCUUCCAUUCGUACUCCAUCCUCACCUCUGAUGAGCUUCUGCUUGAGGUGGAUCAGACACCCAAGGUCAAUUGCUAUUACCUAUUUUCCUAUGGACUGUCAUUGACUGUGGUCGCUGUCUCGGUGGUCAUCAAUCCCAGCACCUAUACCCAGAGUGACUAUUGUGUAUUGAUGGAAGCAAAUGCUUUGUUUUACGCCACCUUUGUGGCUCCGGUGCUCAUCUUCUUUGUGGCUGCCAUUGGCUACACAUUCCUGUCCUGGAUCAUUAUGUGCCGCAAGAGUCGCACAGGCCUGAAGACCAAGGAGCACACUCGCCUGGCCAGCGUUCGCUUUGACAUCCGCUGCUCCUUUGUGUUUCUGCUGCUACUUAGUGCUGUUUGGUGCUCUGCCUACUUCUACUUGCGUGGAGCCAAGAUGGACGAGGACACAGCCGAUGUGCAUGGCUACUGCUUCAUUUGCUUCAACACCUUGCUGGGACUGUACAUCUUUGUAUUCCAUUGCAUCCAAAACGAGAAGAUCCGACGGGAGUAUCGUAAAUAUGUGCGACAGCAUGCCUGGCUGCCGAAGUGCCUACGCUGCUCGAAGACAUCCAUUUCGUCGGGCAUAGUGGCAGGUGGUGGACCAACUGCUGGAACUCUCUGCAGUGUCUCAACCGCUAAAAAGCCAAAGCUGCCGAUGGGGGCGAUGGGUGAGGAGGGACAUGAUGAACAAAUGCCUCAGACAGGUGUGGCCGCCACCGAGGACAUUAUUAUAGGAGCUAGCUCCGACACCGAACUGAACGAAGCCCAGCAGAGGAGAACGCUCAAGAGCGGACUGAUGACUGGCACAUUGCAGACACCUGCUCAGCCUCUGGGAAACCAAGUGGUGCUCGAAAGGAACAGCACACUGCGAUCUACCGGACAUGCCUCGCCCACCAGCUCGGCCGGGUCCACCCAUCACAUCUUUGCCCACAAGCAGCAACAGCAGCCUCUGGGUGAGUCCUAUUACCACCAGCCGGACUACUACAGCCUGAAGCAGCCUCCCGCCGGCACAGCAGCAUUAAAGGCUCAGCGUGAGUACUUCAACAAUGCUGGAGCUUCCGCCUCGUCGCCGCAGCAAGCGCACGAGGUGUUCUACUGGACACAGAAGCCAAACAGCCAGCAUGGUAAAAAGAAGCGCGGUGCCGGCGGAGUACCCGCUUCUCCCAGCGGAUCCCUGCACAGCCGCAACGCCGCCGUCUCCCAGGUGUUCUAUCCAUCGUACAAAAAGACCAAGCCCGGCCAGCUGGCCGGUUAUCCGCAUUAUGCGGAAGCUCUGGACCCGCCACAAACCACAGGCAAUGCGGCUGCCUACUAUCAACAGCAGCAGCAGCAACAAAUGCGUCGCCAGCAACAGCAGCAGCAACUGUCCUCGGAUGAGGAGCAGAGCGAGCAGCACGCCCACCUGUUGCAUUUACAAAACCAGCAGCAACAGCAGCUGCAACAGCGACGUGCUGGCAGCCAGCAACAGCUCCCCGCUCCGCCGCCGCACAUGGCGCAGUAUCAGCUGGAGUUCAUGCAGCGCCAGCUUAGAAAUAAGCAUUCCAACUGUGAUCUGGGCAUGAACGAUGCCUACUACAACCAGGGCAGUGUCGGCGGUGCGGAUGCCGGGCCGGUGUACGAGGAGAUCCUCAGCAACCGCAACUCGGAUGUGCAGCACUACGAGGUUGGGGACUUCGAUGUGGACGAGGUGUACAACAAUAGCGUUGGCACCGGUGUCUUCAACAACAUGCGAGCGGCUGUAGCCGCUGGCGGAAGUCGCUAUGGCGGCGGUAGCCUCAGCGGCGGCAGUGUCUCGUCCAGAAGCCAACAGCAGCAACAAUUGCAAAAGCAUCUGCAACAGCAGCAGCAACAACAGUCGCUGGCCCAGCAGAGAUCGGGUCGUCGCUGCACGGCUGACGAUGAUGAUGAUGAUGACGAUGAGGAGGAUGAGGAGGCUACUGCUGCAGAGCAGUUGCACGGCAGAUACUGUGAUGAUGAUGAGGAGGAGGAGGAGAGUGAUUUAGAAGACGAUCCGCAUGGAUUGCCGCCCCAGAGCGUUGAGCGAAUGGAACGUUUGAUGGCGAUACAGGACGAGGAGUUCAAGCGGCGGUUUCAAAGUGAACAGCGCAAACGUGGAGCGCCCAUUGAUUAUGGCGCCUUGCCACCAGGAUCAGCGUCACACCCCGAGCACAACGGUGCGGUUUUUGGGGUUAGCGGCGGCGUUGGUGAGGGCUCCAUGCGUGGCGCGUUCCGGCAGCAGCAGCAGCAGCAACAACAGAAUGCCAAGUCGCCAGGCGCCCGUCUGGCGGUGAAUGAGCUAUUCGGUCAGGGCAAUGCCGGACCGCCGCUGCCUCCGGCCAAUCAGACGCCCGCGCAGAAGCGUCAACAGCUACAGAAACUGUCACCGCAGUCCACCACAUCAUCGUCGUCGCAUACAUCACACAGCACCCCCCAUCCGCAUCCAUUAUCCCAUCCGCAUUCGCAUCAGCAUCCCCCGCACCAUCAGCAGCGCCACUUGUCGGCCAUGCUGGACGAGAACAACACGGUUCGAUGUUAUCUGGAGCCACUGGCAAAGUGAGGCGCCCAAGUAACGUAAUACACCCCCGGAACAGUCUUAGGCAAAAAUUGUAGCUUAGGGUCUCUAGCUAUAUAUACCUAGUAUUAGUCGUUAGUCGAAAUAUGGAGCAUUGUGUGAAACAACAUGCUGUCAUGCUAUACGUGCAGUGAUUCGAGAAUCCCAAAACCCUAUGAAUGUAUAUGUAAUAACUCAAACCUAGGACAUACUAAGGAAGAUGGAAGACCGACCACGCGGUGAAUGCUUCUUGGGUGAACAUUUCACUCUCUCAUAAGCAACCCGACACUAAUAUGAAGCAGAGAAAGAGCAGUGCAAGCUUAACCAAAAUAUGAGGGAUGUGCGAUCGGGUACUUCGCUCGACUUGCAUGCAUUAUUUUAUACCAACUCGGAAAUCGAUAUUAAAUAUAAAUGUAUGUACCAUAUAUAUAUGUAUAAUGUGUAUUGUAAUACAUGUCACCACAUGCCAUUUUUAAAAACUUAAUAAUAAUUUAAAGAACAAGCAAGAAUCAAGUAUAUAUACUAUAUAUUUGAGUGUAUAUGUAUAAGAUAUAUGCAAGAACUGUAUGUACAUGAUGGAUAUAUAUAUAUGUAUAUGGAAUGCAGGCGAAUUAUGUUUUAUGUAUUUUGUAAGGAAUCAAUUGUUUUUUGAUUUUUGCUGAUUACGCUCGUAAGAUAAAGCUUAAGAUUUGUUUCGUGUUUCAUAAACCAAAAGAGAAGUUAAGAAAAAUCCCCCGUGGAACCUAUAUUUUUUGUAAUUGAGUUUUUGCUGUCCAACUGCCGAUUUACACACAACACACCUCUCUGAACCAAAUAUUCCUUCCAACUGAAACUGACUAAGAGGCAAGUGUAAAGACUAUUCUUUCAACCACAAAUGAAUAUGUGGUUAAUGCCAUUUUGUUUGUCGCAUUUCUUUUAUGUUUUGUAAGCGAACCAGAGCGACGCAUUUGAAGUGUACAUUUUCAUCAAUAUAUUGAUGCUUUAAGCACACAUAUAGGGGCAUUUAUAUUAUAUUUUUGAAGAUACUGAUUAUACUGAUUGGAAUGCUUUAUUAUUUAUACGAAUAUAACUAAAGAAUUAAUACAUUAAAAGCUAUGUAAAUGUCUUGGAAAAUGCAUGGCAGGCACCAAACGAUAGAGCUGCAUACCUACGGAAAAAAUACCUAUAUAGCAAUGAAAGAUUUCAACCAAACCUCACUUGUUAACUAGGAACUAACUGUAAACUCUUAAAGAACAACACUAGCCAGCUAAAAACACUCAACUGUACUAUCAACUCACACCUUAUCCUAACCCCCGUAUGGCAUUCUCUCUAGAAUUUCACGCAUGUGUACAAAAACCAAAUAAAAAAUAAAGUGCAAAACCAGAAGAUGACACUAUAUGUCGUACAUCAAGUCCAA
This is a messenger RNA of Drosophila serrata, 6325 nucleotides long. RefSeq names its product Calcium-independent receptor for alpha-latrotoxin (gene Cirl). Gene Ontology annotation, molecular function: carbohydrate binding; G protein-coupled receptor activity. Gene Ontology annotation, cellular component: plasma membrane. The record is from RefSeq and is a predicted model, not a curated record. NCBI's taxonomy places the organism in Eukaryota, Metazoa, Arthropoda, Insecta, Diptera, Drosophilidae. Gene Ontology annotation, biological process: G protein-coupled receptor signaling pathway; cell surface receptor signaling pathway.